GCCUCCUGUCUGACGUCCUCCCGGUCGCUGCCUCCCUCCCCGCCCCUCUGGCUCGCGGAUCAGCGGCAGCGGGAGAGCAGCCUGGCAGCGGGAGGCGGCGGGAAGAGCCCCGCGGAACCAGCACCACCAUGGUGCUCUCGGUGCCUGUGAUCGCGCUGGGCGCCACGCUGGGCACGGCCACCAGCAUUCUUGCGCUGUGCGGGGUCACCUGCUUGUGCCGGCACAUGCACCCCAAGAAGGGACUGCUGCCGCGGGACUGCGAGCCCGACCCAGAGAAGGCGAAACCGGGGGUGCUGCAGCCUGCCCAACAGUUCAAUGUGAAGAAAUCCACGGAGCCCGUGCAGCCCCGCGCUCUCGUCAAAUUCCCGGACAUCUACGGCCCCAGGCCGGCUGUGACAGCUCCGGAGGUCAUCAACUACGCGGACUACACACUGGGCACCACGGAGGAGCCUGCUGCGCCCGCCAGCCCUCAGCCCCCGAACGACAGUCGCCUCAAGAGGCAGGUCACAGAGGAGCUGUUCAUCCUUCCCCAGAACGGUGUGGUGGAGGAUGUCUGUGUCAUGGAGACCUGGAACCCAGAGAAGGCCGCCAGCUGGAACCAGGCCCCCAAACUGCACUACUGCCUGGACUAUGACCGGCAGAAGGCUGAACUCUUUGUGACUCGUCUGGAAGCUCUGACCAGUGACCAGGAUGGUGGCUGUGACUGCUAUGUGCAGGGAAGUGUGGCGAUCAGGACAGGAUCUGUGGAGGCGCAGACGGCUCUGAAGAGGCGGCAGCUACACACAUCCUGGGAGGAGGGCCUGGUGCUGCCCCUGGCGGAGGAGGAGCUGCCCACGGCCACUCUGACGCUCACCCUCAGGACCUGUGAUCGCUUCUCCCGCCACAGCGUGGCUGGGGAGCUCCACCUGGGCCUGGAUGGGGUGACUGUGCCCCUGGGAGCUGCCCAGUGGGGCGAGCUGAAGACUGCGGUGAAGGAGCCAUCGGCAGGGACGGGAGAGGUCCUCCUAUCCAUCAGCUACCUGCCAGCUGCCAACCGCCUCCUGGUGGUGCUGAUUAAAGCCAAGAACCUCCACUCCAACCAGUCCAAGGAGCUCCUGGGCAAAGAUGUCUCCGUCAAGGUGACCUUGAAGCACCAGGCUCAAAAACUGAAGAAGAAGCAGACGAAACGGGCCAAGCACAAGAUUAAUCCUGUGUGGAACGAGAUGAUCAUGUUUGAGCUGCCCGACGACCUGCUUCGGGCCUCCAGCGUGGAGCUGGAGGUGCUGGGCCAGGAUGAGGCGGGGCAGAGCUGCACCCUGGGCCACUGCAGCCUGGGGCUGCACGCUUCCGGCUCCGAGCGCAGCCACUGGGAGGAGAUGCUCAAAAACCCGCGCCGGCAGAUUGCCAUGUGGCACCAGCUGUGCCAGUAGCCAGCCACCGAGACCGCUCCUUUCUGGGGCACAGCCCUCUCCUCCAGCCCCAGCUGCCCCGUGCAACCUCCUCUGCCCCAUCCUCAUUCUGACAGACUGGGACUCCAUGCCUCUUUGCUCAUCCCACUCUUGUUUCUAAAAAACAAAGUAAGUGUGGAAAUGGGCCAUCACAUUGGGUCCCACUGAGGAGUGCAGCUUGCUCCUCUGUGCUGUGGAAAAGAGGCAUCUAUCAAACACACCUGUGCAAGAUUUGCAGGCAGAGGGUGCGGUGGGGGUAAAAUGCAGAGAGAAUUUAAUUCAGGGACUUGUGGGUGCAAAGAAGAUGGUUUCCUAAAAAUCAGCAUUUUGACGAGGAGGAGAAGGAAAUGAAAUGAUCCUGGAUCAACGCAAAGCAUUAGAGCUGGUCUGCAUGAGAUGAAACCGAACCCCCACCCAAGCAGCCCUGGACCCUGAGUGCUGAGACUCAGCCGCCAGCUCCUGGGCCCUGAGGAAUCCCAGAGCAGAGAUCCUGGCCAGACUGCUCCUCUGUCCUUGUGAGCGCUGAGAUUCCAAGGCAGAGGUGGGACCCGGAGAGGUCCUGUCCGCAACACUCCACGUGGGCUUCCAGCCUCCGUCCACGAGGGGCCCCGACACCUGGAGGCAGCUGCCCCAGCCCUGGGCACCUCAGUCCUCCGUGCAAACUCGGAGCCUCUGUUUUUCAUUCAAUUCAUAAUGGUGAACUGUGUGCUUUUCCAGCUCCUCUUCUUGGAUUACAUUUUGUGCUUCUUAUGGAAGGAUUUUAUUGUUUUAUCUUGAAGUCAGCUUGCCCUUGAGGAACCUUCUCCCACAAAGUGUAGGCGGGAUCCCCGCUCCGUGGGUCGCUGGGCUGGAUUCGGAGCAUCCUUGUCACUCACAUCUACCAGCAUUACCAAACUGAGCCUGUGUGACAGAUCGAUCCCUUCUCUGCACUCCAGCCGCUCCUGGAGAAAGCUGGUUAUAAACGUGGCCUACGCCAUCUGACUGCACGAACGUGGAGAGGAAAGACAGCUUCACCAGGCAGUGAGGUCUUUUGCAGACCUCCUCCCUCCCCGGGUUCUGGAGUUCUUAUCAUUUUAACCAGUAAAUAUUUUCAACCUCCUUAUCCCCACAUGGAUGUCCCCGUUGUGACUAAAUCUAACCGAGGGGACCGCACUACUCACCUGUGAUUCUGCUCUCGUUACCCUACAUAACCCCGUAGCUUGGCCAUCUGUAAAGAGGGACCCACCUCCUGGGAUCCUGGCUGUGUGCGUGACAUGGCAGGUGCACAAGCGUUCAAAAGCUGAGGCAUUCCUCAGCUAAAAGCAGACUCUGAGACCACUAGCAGGUCACCUUCAAAUGGGGUCCCUGUCCUGCACUUCAAAUUGGCAGCUGAGAAUGCCCAGAAAGUUGUAGAGCUGUUCAAAUAAUUCCAGAACCACGGAUUCUGUAUUUGAACUUCUUUCCAUCUAAUCAUAUCCAAACUCUGGACCCUCCAAUAUCAGCCCCAUUCCCCGGUGGGAGGGAGGGUUCCAGGAUGAGUGAAGAGCAUCGUUCUUAAGUCCAGCUGUUCUUGGCCUCUCCUGAGCAAGGACUUUCUAAUCUUUUGUCAUUAUUUGUUCCUUCUAUGCAGAAAUGGGAAACUCCUAGAAACAACUUCUACCCACUCCGUACAAUUGAAAAAAAAUCAUACAACCCCUCUUUCAUGCGCAAGGCUUUCAGAUAAUGGCACACCUUGAUCUUUCAGGUUGAGCAGCCCUUGGACUAAGUGGUUUUUGCAAAGGUGCAGUGUUGUCUUUGGUUUCUUGAAAUGUUUCUGAGUUCAUCUUCUGGCCUGGUCUCUUUUUGGUUGGCUUGACAAAAAGAGAACCAGGUAUUUCCUAGGUGACCUGAAAUCUGGCCAGCACCUGCUACCCUAGAAAUGUUUGGUUUCUAAACUUAAACAUCGGGAAACAUGAGUCUGCUUCCUUAUCCAUCAGAGCACUGCCUUACAGCCCCAGCAGAGGACACCUGAGCAGUGCUGGACAGGGCCCCUGGUCCAGAAUACCAACGCCACCCCAAGUCAUCCCGUUCACUUCUUUGGAUCUCAAAGGUUUAGUUUUCUACAAUCUCAACUAAAGGUUGCCCCUGAUAGGACAUCUUAUGUGUCACCGUCACCCCACUUAGCAGGGAAGUACAGAACUGACAGAGGCCUUACAGGGGCCUCAUUUGGAUCUUCAUUGGUGGCUUCCAAGCGCUAAGGAUAAAGCUGUCUCAUGGGGGCUCCAUCCAGGCUUGCUGAAUGAGUGAAUGCAGGAUGGAUGGGCUGUCACCAGAAAAGGACAGUGCAUGGCAGAACAGGGAGGGCCCUGGAUGAGUUGGCAGGGAGAAAGGUGUCAGCCAUUCCAACAGUUGGCCUGGAAAUUCGUGACACUGAGGAUCAGCCUUCACCUAAUGACAGCCUAAGUUCUCUGUGUAAGUGGAUUUAACAAAAGAAGAGACUGUAACUGUUAUGCUUUCCCACCAAAACGCUAUGCUGGUGAAUUUUAAAUUACUGAAGAAGGUUGUGUAUGGUGACCCAUGCCUGUAAUUCCAGCACUCUGGAGGCUGAGGCAGAAGGAUCGCUGUGAGUUCCAUGCAGCCUGGGCUACGAAAUGAGCUCCAGGCCAGCCUGAACUGCACAGUGAGACCCUGUCUCAAAAAGACAAAACAAACAAACAGAAUUACCCAGAGAUGUCAGACUGCCAUGUCAAAAAAUUUCAGUAACCUUUGCCUCAGUUUACCUCGUACCAGACACACUUGCAAUUUACCUUUGAAUUCGAGUGAUUCAGUCUGUGUGGACAGUUGACCACUUUUGAAAGGGGUACCUUGUUCUCAGAGGAGCAUUUUCUAAGAAAGGCAUGAAGCAGAGAUGGAAACAAAACAGGAGAGUAUUUCAGGCUGGCUGUCACCCUAAGGGGGAUCUGCUUCUGUCCUAGAGACGGCCAAGGGCUUGGAGGGUGACGAGUCCAUCUCCAUCCAUCGGGGACUUCACUAACCCAACACACACUUGUUGAGUCCUGCUCCUCAAGACCUUGCAUGUGUCUGUCUCUUCCGAUUGAAGAUGUGACUCUUGGUGGGGGUCAGGUGACAAGCCACCCUAGCUGAAGCCAGGCAGAGUGGGCAGAGGGGGGCAGGAGUGCUGCUCUUGGGGGCCACUUCCUUCUGGGUGGAAGGGAGCCACAUGGAAGUGGGGAUGUGACAGAGACCUGGUCCUUGUGAUGUGUUGCCGCCUUUGUUAUUUCCUGUGGUCAGUUGCUCUGUGUGUGUGUGUGUGUGUGUGUGUGUGUGUGUGUGUGCCCAUCAUGAACCGAAGCACAAAAAGAUGCAUGAGAUAUUGUAGUCAUGUAUCCUGUGUCACACUCUGGAACCAAACCAUUGCAGUGGUAAAUAAAUAACUUCCAACAGGGUCA
Cavia porcellus (domestic guinea pig) is the source of this 4834-nucleotide messenger RNA. It is a transcript of the gene Syt13, whose product is annotated as synaptotagmin 13. The transcript is spliced from 6 exons. Gene Ontology annotation, cellular component: axon; plasma membrane; exocytic vesicle. Gene Ontology annotation, molecular function: phosphatidylserine binding; calcium ion binding; SNARE binding. Gene Ontology annotation, biological process: vesicle fusion; calcium ion-regulated exocytosis of neurotransmitter; regulation of dopamine secretion. NCBI's taxonomy places the organism in Eukaryota, Metazoa, Chordata, Mammalia, Rodentia, Caviidae. The record is from RefSeq and is a predicted model, not a curated record. Bases 129 to 1409 code for a protein of 426 amino acids.